UGUUUAUUGUUGUGGUUCUUGACCCGAGGUACAAGUUGGAGUAUGCCUGUUUUGUGCUUGAUGAGGUUUAUGGAAUAGAACAUGGGGGAAUUUGGACUAAAAAUGAGUUGUUUGAUAGUGUGAAUGGUGUUUUGGAGGAUAUGUUCAAGGACUAUUCCGAAAUGAGAGGGGUUACUAGUGGAAGCUCAUCAAGAAGUGCGGGGAGUAUAGCACCAAAUGAGAAUGAUGAAUCUGAAAGUGUGGAGGAUUAGUUGAAGAAAAAAUUCAAGAGAAAGAGAAUGGAAGAUAGGGUGGGAGAAACUACACUUUCAGAGCUUGAGAGGUACUUAAAGGCGAAUCUUGAGGAUGAUGAGGACAAAACAUUUGACAUUUUAGCAUGGUGGAAGAAGCAUUCUGGUGAGUAUCCAAUACUGAGUUUGAUGGCUAGAGAUGUGUUGGCGAUUCCAGUAUCAACUGUUGCAUCUGAGUCUGCUUUCAGUACCGGGGGGCGCGUUUUAGAUACAUUUCGGGGUUCUUUGACUCCUUUGGUUGUUGAAAGUUUGAUUUGUGGUCAAAAUUGGCUUCGAUCGAGUACUCUUCCAAUUGACAUGGAAGAGCAAUUUGAAGAAAUUGAAGAACUUGAACAAGAGUUGAAAGAGUUUUGCUUGGAUGAGGGUACUAUCAUGAGUGAUUUGGUUGAUGAUGAUUGAACAACAAUGUAUUAUGUAAUCAACGAUGUAUUCGUACUUUGUAGUGAUUUG
Molecule: messenger RNA, 740 nt
Organism: Linum tenue
Lineage: Eukaryota; Viridiplantae; Streptophyta; Magnoliopsida; Malpighiales; Linaceae
Source: the annotation of a GenBank genome assembly